Molecule: messenger RNA, 948 nt
Organism: Enterobius vermicularis (human pinworm)
Lineage: Eukaryota; Metazoa; Nematoda; Chromadorea; Rhabditida; Oxyuridae
Source: the annotation of a GenBank genome assembly
AUGGGUUUAGCAUGGCCAAGUAUUGGAAUGCAAAACGUUACUCCGAUAAUGCAAAAUAUCUCACCAAAUUUGAAAAAUUCAAUUUUUACUGUUUGGAUGGACCGUAAUCGUGGACUAUACAAAGACGAUAAUGGUGGCUCUAUUACAUUUGGUGGUUUGGAUUAUUUGCACUGCAUUGGUGAACCUGUUUACGUUCCUCUUUCUUCUUUAGGAUACUGGCAAUUCAUAAUUGACGGCUUUGAAAUUGGAACUUAUGCGAAUAUUGCAAAGCAAGAAGCUAUCUCUGACACGAGUAGAUCAUGGAUCUACGGCCCGAGCGCAGCUAUUACAACAAUUGCUGAAAAGGCUGGAGGCUGGUAUAACUCGGAUUAUGAAUUGUACGUUAUUUCGUGCACCAAAAUGUACACUGAUUUAUCUUUUUCCUUCAUCAUCCAUGGCAGUCUGUACUCAGUUCCAUCCCAUGAAUACGUACUAGAUUUAAAAAUUGGAGAUGGUAGCUGCGUUUUGGCUUUCGAUGAGGUAAGUUCCAGUGGUUUUGGUCCAUCGUGGGUACUUGGUGCUACUUUUAUCAGGACAUAUUGCAACAUUUAUGAUAUUGGUAAUGAACGAAUUGGGUUCCAAAAAGCUAUUCAUUCCGCUCUUCCUGAUUCUACCACUGUUCAUUCUACUUCCGUUUAUCGUACCUCUGUUCAUUCUACUUCCGUUUAUCGUACCUCUGUUUAUUCUACCUUUGUUCAUUCUACCCCUGUUCAUUCCACCUCUGUUGAUUCUACCCCUGUUUAUUCGACUAGUCUUCAUUCUACUCGUCCUUAUCCUACCUGGUUUCAACCUACUCCUUAUCGCUCUACUCUCAAUCCAGAUUAUUCAAACAGCGAAAGAGUUUCUUCACAUUUUUGCUUGUUGCUUUUACAAUUUACUUUUUUCACACAUGGUUUAAUAAACUUUUGA